UCAGCUGAACCCCUGCCCCCGGAGCCCCCAGCAGUGCCCCCUGAGGAGGAGCUGCAGCACCUGAGGAAGGAACUAGAGAGAGUGUCAGCAGAGCUCCAGGUCCAGGUGGAAAACCAUCAGCACGUCAGUCUCCUGAACCAGGCACAAAAGGAGAAGCUUCAGGAGCAGGAGGAGAAGCUUCGGGAGCAGGAGGAGAGACUUCAGCAGCUGGCCGAGCCACAGAGCGGCGUCGAGGAGCUGAACAAUGAGAACAAGAGCGCACUGCAAUUGGAGCAGCGAGUGGAGGAGCUACAGGAGAAGCUGGGCAAGGAACACCUGGAAGCUGCCAGUCAGCAGAAUCAGCAGCUAACAGCCCAGCUGCGCCUCAUGGCUCUCCCUGGUGAAGGAGAUGGAGGAGGACAUCUGGACAGUGAGGAGGCGGCGGCACCUCAGCCCUUGCCGAGCGUCCCAGAGGACCUGGAGAGCUGGGAGGCCAUGAGUGGCCUUAUGGAUAUCUUGGAGGAGACGGCGGACCUGAGUGAGCUGGUGAAGAAAGAGGAACUGCGAUUGUACUGGGUGGAGAGAUGCCAUCAGAAUGUUUGUCAGCUUGUAAUAGAGGCAGGGGGCAGUGUCAAAGAUGCGGCAAUGGGAGGAGGAGAUCAUCAGGCUGGUCCAGCACAGGGUGGAGAUGAAGGUGAAUCUGCUGGCGCUGCAGGAGAUGCUGUUACGGCUUGUAGGGAGUACAACAAACACAGCAGAUUCCUGGCCGCUUCCCAGAACCCUGCUAAUGAGCCUGGUCCAGGAGCCCCAGACCCCCAGGAGCUUGUGGCUGCUGACCAGCAUGGUGAUCUUUGUGGAGUGAGUCUCACCGACAGCACCCAGCCUGCGCAAGGAGAGGCCAGGGAGGGGUCUCCCCAGGACAACCCUACUGCACAGCCCAUCGCGCAGGACCACCAGGAGCACCCAGGCUUGGGCAGCAACCGCUGUGUGACAUUCUUUUGCUGGGCUUGGCUGCCGAGAAGGAGAUAA
This is a messenger RNA of Piliocolobus tephrosceles (Ugandan red Colobus), 1008 nucleotides long. Its product is annotated as putative golgin subfamily A member 8F/8G. The record is from RefSeq and is a predicted model, not a curated record. The annotation marks the transcript as partial. Gene Ontology annotation, molecular function: protein binding. Gene Ontology annotation, cellular component: Golgi apparatus; Golgi cisterna membrane; Golgi cis cisterna. The transcript has 8 exons. NCBI's taxonomy places the organism in Eukaryota, Metazoa, Chordata, Mammalia, Primates, Cercopithecidae. Gene Ontology annotation, biological process: Golgi organization.